Molecule: messenger RNA, 3588 nt
Organism: Cylas formicarius (sweet potato weevil)
Lineage: Eukaryota; Metazoa; Arthropoda; Insecta; Coleoptera; Brentidae
Gene: Phlpp
Product: protein phosphatase PHLPP-like protein
Exons: 10
Coding region: 374-3553 (1059 amino acids)
Molecular function (GO): protein binding
Source: RefSeq, a predicted model, not a curated record
AAGCUAAAUUGCGCUUCGAUUUAACUUGCGUGAUGCACUGGUGCGGUGAAGAAGCCAAAAAUGGACGCCGUACGGUGUCUGUUCCGGUUACCUGUGCGGAAAUCUGUUGCGACCGAUUUUUCUUUAAAUUGCUGAGGCGAAUUUGGCUCUUUCGCUUCGCGCGCGGGCCAAGCGGGACCGAGACGGAAAUUAUGCACGGCCAGAUGUGACGGAUGCAGAAUGAAAAGUAGCCAACCGUGAUGUCACGCCGCGGGACGCACACGGAAUCGCGAUUGUUCGUCGAAAAGCCAAGCCGAGUGUUUGAAAUCCGCCUUUUAAGGUUGUUGGCUCCGCGGAGUCGUCGGGAGUUUGUCGCGCGCGUAAUGCAACGACGAUGAUAGCGGCGUGGGGUGCGUCGAAGAAAUCGGCGAAGUUUAUCGGGAGUUUCGCGGGAGUUCGGGACUGCGACGCCGACUCGCUCGAAGACGGGAUUCCGGCCGGGAAUGAAGACGAAGCGGAAAGGGAUGUCGCAACCGGCAAAAAUGGGGGCCCGAGCGUGAAGCACUUAAAUCUGAACAAUUUGUGCAAAAAGCGGGGCGAAAUCAACCAACUCCACGUAGAAGAGAUCGUAUUGCCGGGCGAUUCGCUCAGAUCUCUCUCCGAGUUGCAAAUAUUGAGUCUGAGGGGAAACGGCAUCCAGAAUUUUCCUACGAGCGUCCUGCAGCUCACCUCGCUCGUCACGCUCGACAUUUCGGAUAAUUGCUUGGUUACCUUGCCGCCCGAAAUCAGCCAGUUGCGCAGCUUGCGCGAACUGAUCGCCGAUCAAAACCUGCUGAGCGUUUUGCCCGCCACCAUAUGGGACCUGCAAUUCCUGAAAACUCUGAGGGCGGCAGUUAAUCGGCUGGCGGGGCCGCCCGACAUGCGGACCGUAAAGUCGCCGGAUUGCGAUCGGGACGGCGGCAGGAAAAUCGGCGGGAAAACGUGCGGCGAGCUCGCGUCCUUAAAUCUGCGCGCGAACCGUCUCAAAGGCCACAUCAUCCUCGGAAACUACAGCUGCCUGACCGAACUGGACGUGAGCGAGAACCGCAUCGACAAUCUGGACCUCGGCUCCGUCGAGGGCCUGCGGGUGUUGCGCUGCUCGCGCAACUGUCUCGUCAAGCUCACCCUUUACGGCCAAAAUUUGGUCUCGGUCAUCGCGGGAAAUAACAGACUGAAAACUUUCGAAACUUCGCGUCCUCCGACGAACCUCACCCACCUCGACCUCUCCUACAACGAGCUGGAGUCGUUGCCCGAGUGGCUGCCCGAAUGUCGCAAACUGCGCGUCCUCUUCGCGGCCAACAACGCCCUCGCUUCCCUCCCCGACCGGCUCUUCUCCGACGAGUCGCCUUUCCUCGAGACGGUCCAGCUCGCUUACAACCGCCUCCAACGGUUGCCCCAGGUCAGGCGCGAACUCCCGGUUCGGGAGAUGUUCCUGCAAAACAACAGCCUCUCCUCGCUGCCCGACGAUUUCUUCCGCCUGCUGACGGAGCUGCGCGUCCUCAAUCUGUCCAACAACCGGCUCGUCGAGCUGCCGCCGGCGGACGCCGAGUUGCCUCUGGAGAAGCUCUUUGUCACCGCGAACUGUCUCCGGUCUCUGGACCGCGUCGCCCCCCGUCUGCGCAACAUCAAAGUGCUCCACGCGGCUUACAACAACCUGUCGAGCGUGCCGGACGGCUGCGCCGCGUGGUGGCGAGAGCUUGACGAGCUGGUGCUGUCGGGCAACAAAAUCGGUCGUCUUCCGGAGGACGUGGUCCGACUCCAACGCCUGGCGGUGCUGCGGGUGCACUCGAACGCGCUGCGCGACGUCCCCGCCCUCUCCCAGCUCACGGAGCUGCGCGUGCUCGACCUCGCGCACAACCACCUCGACCGCGUCGACCUCCCGUCCCUGAUCCCGCCCAAUCUCAAGUUCCUCGACCUGUCGUGCAACGCGAAUCUCCACGUGGACGGUCGCCAGUUCAACGCCUACAGGACCCAGAGGCCGAUGAGUCUGGUCGACGUCAGUGGCAUGAACAGGACCAGUCUGCCGCUGACCCCGAGGAGCCAAGCGGCGUUUCCGCCCGAAUGCUCGCCGUUUUGCGAGGACGCGCGUGCGACACGUCGCGACUGGUCGGUUGGCUUUUCCGAGACGCCGGGGCGCGCAGCGACGCUACGCGUCGCCCAGGUACGCCUUCCCGCGUUCUGCAAUACGGAGGCGCUGUUGGGGCUGUUCGACGGCGAGAACGGCGUCGCGGUACCUCCGAACGUCGACAAGCUGGUACCCCGUGUGCUGCUGGAGGAGCGCACUGUGAAGGAGACCGCGCACGAGUACAUGAAGUACGCGAUGCUGGCCGUGUGCAGGCAACUGAACGCGACCUGCCUGAACGCGGUCCUCGUCCACGUCCUCAAGUCGUCGAAACAGCGCGAUUUCGGACGCGGCCACGUCAUGAAGGUGGCGAGCGUCGGCGACGCCCGGCUGGUGCUGGCCGAGCGAGGCGGCCGCGUCGCAACGCUGCCGAAGAAGAGGUCGUCGGUGCCGACGUUGAACCGGACGAUUCCGGACCCGGAUUUGGCGGAAAUCGAGCUCGACGAGCGGCACGAGUUCGCGGUGAUGGCGAACAAGAAGCUGUGGGACGUGAUGACGGCCGAGACGGCCGUCGCCGAAGUGGCUCGGCAACGGAACGUCGUCUUGGCGGCGAAGCGCCUCCAGGAUCUCGCGCAGAGCUACGGCGCCGACGAGAACCUGAGCGUCGUCGUCGUCAGGUUCGAUUUGGGCGGAGGGGCGUCGGACGUCGACCUGCUGAUGCGCGAACUGAGACAGACUAUAGGGGACGGCGCAGUGUGCCGGCCGGGGUGUUGCUGCGACGGCGACGAAGAGGCGCCGCUGCCGCCGCCGCCGAUGGCGGUCGGCGACGACAAGUCUUUGGCGAGCGGCUGUGGCGACUGUAACUCGUCGUCGAAGGCGUUCUUCGCGCAGAUCGCCAGGCAAAACGACGGACGUCUGUUCAGGAGCGUCGCGCCGGCCAUCUUUGAAGCCGCGGAGGUAAAGGCUAGCCCGGAGCGACGCAGCUACAGGGGCGUGGCGAAAGCGCUGAGACAAAGACGGGACGAGGAGAGGAACCGCGAGGAUUCGGACUCGGGCGUGUCCGAGGAGCAGUUCAAGUGCUGGGAGUACAUGCUCGAGAGGAACACUCAGAAGCUGUUCGACAAGGAGCUCGACACGUUGGGGCCGGCUAAGAACGGGGGCGGCGGGCGGCAAUCGGGCGUCAAAUUGCCGGCCGGUUUGUCGCGCAGCUCGCCCCACCUGGAGUGCGGCUCCGGUCAGAACAACCGCGCGGCAGGUAUCUUCCUGUCGAAGCAGUUCGGCAGCUCACGUUCGUUUAACCCUACCGAGAGGGUCGGGGGCGGGCCGAACGCGGCCUACUUCGGCAGCCUCCAGCGUCUGAUGCCGUACAACUUGGAAUACGACUUCGCGCUGAUGCACGAGAGGGGUCUCGUCGACUCGCUCGACUUGGACAGGAUGCAGCGGUAUUGGGGAGUGGCCACCACCGAGUUGUAACCCCGGUCCACGAUGUACAGUGUAAAUAUAUCCUA